Pelodiscus sinensis (Chinese soft-shelled turtle) is the source of this 1551-nucleotide messenger RNA. NCBI's taxonomy places the organism in Eukaryota, Metazoa, Chordata, Testudines, Trionychidae. The record is from RefSeq and is a predicted model, not a curated record.
AGCUCCACUUGCCAGUCACAAAGGAAGGAGGAAACCAGAGACCUCUCUGAUGUCAUAUUGGCCAGCCACUGAUUGGACGGAAGCUCAGGACUUGGUUUAUGAUGUCACGAGUGGUGUGGCACGUCGCUGUAGAUGUAUGUGUCUGGUGGAAGAUGAGGCUGCUCUCCCGCCUCCUCCUCCUCCACACCUUGGUCUGGCCCUGGCACAGCACGGAAGGCAGCUGUGAUGCAGUUUGUGGGCACCGCCCCCUGGUGUCUGGCUAUGGGGGGAUGCGGAUCGUGGGUGGCGUCGAUGCUCUGCCAGGGGCCUGGCCCUGGCUCGUCAGCAUCCAGAUCCCCACUCGAACAGGCCCCCGGCAUUCGUGUGGCGGGUCCCUCAUCAGCGCCCGCUGGGUCCUCACAGCAGCUCACUGCUUCAAAGCCAAGAGAAGGCUGCUCCCGCAGUGGCGUGUUGUGAUUGGUGCAUCUCAGCUCUCCCAACUUGGCCCCGAGGCCCAGGUGCGCUCCAUCAAGCAGGUGGUGCAGCACGAGCGCUACGAGCCGCGCAUGGAGAGGAACGACAUCGCUCUGCUGGAGCUCAGCCAGCCAAUUGUGUGCAAUGACUAUGCACAGCUUGCCUGCCUGCCCGAUGCCAGGACAGAGGUGUCAAAACUCGUCCACUGCUACAUCAGCGGCUGGGGUGUCACACAGGAGACAUCUCUGGAAACAGCUGACAUCCUGCAGGAAGCCAAGGUGCAUCUUAUUGACACCACAACCUGCAACAGCAGCCGCUGGUACAACGGGGCCAUCGCCAGCAACAACCUGUGUGCAGGGUACGAGCAAGGAGGCAUCGACAGCUGCCAGGUACUCAGCCCGGAGCCCUCUCAUAGCCCAGCCCCCACCUGGCACUGACCCCAAACUCCCCGGCAUACUCUGGCAUCACCAACCUCUGCCCAGGUGCCGACAGCUGCCAGGUACUCAGCCCGGAGCCCUCUCACUGCCCAGCCCCCUUCCUGGCACUAACCCCAAACUCCCCGGCAUACUCUGGCAUCACCAACCUCUGCCCAGGUGCCGACAGCUGCCAGGUAUACCGGUUGGAGCCUUCUCAGUGCACAGCCCUCGCCCCCAGCACUAGCCCCAACUUCACAGGUAUCACCAGCCUGCCUGACACUGACAGCUGCCAAUACACAGGCCGGAGCCCCUCUGUGCAAUCCCAGCCCCACUCACUGUCUGUGCUGUGGCUUCACCACCCCUCCAAUCUGGGAUCUCUACUUAGACUCUCACCUCUCUCUGCUCUGGUGGGAUCCUCAGUGGUACCCUGCUCCCACUUCCUCCAAUAUCCCUAUCUGGUGUUCUGCCUCUCCUUCCUUUUUCCACCCAGAUCCUUCCCCACUUCCUCCAACCAGAACAGUUUCAUCUUGGCUCUGGUCUCCUUAAGUCCCACAAGUAGCUGUUUCUGACAUGUGAGAACCUGUCACCUCUAACUGGGUACCUGCAUCAUUCCUCCUCACCCAUCCUCAGGCUCCUCCACUGGUGCCCAGUCCCUUGCAAACUGCUACACCUCAUUUUAAAA